This is a messenger RNA of Rhododendron vialii, 5840 nucleotides long. RefSeq names its product histone acetyltransferase HAC1-like. Gene Ontology annotation, molecular function: transcription coactivator activity; chromatin DNA binding; histone acetyltransferase activity. The record is from RefSeq and is a predicted model, not a curated record. Gene Ontology annotation, biological process: positive regulation of transcription by RNA polymerase II. NCBI's taxonomy places the organism in Eukaryota, Viridiplantae, Streptophyta, Magnoliopsida, Ericales, Ericaceae. The transcript has 17 exons. The coding region runs from base 96 to 5366 and encodes 1756 amino acids. Gene Ontology annotation, cellular component: histone acetyltransferase complex; transcription regulator complex.
UCAAUUUCUACGCGAUCAGAAUCUGACCGAAGCAGCCCAAAAUCUCAAAUCGAACAGGUGGAAUUGGUGACACGCAUCAAAUUCGGGGAAUUUCAAUGCAAUUGUCGUUAUAUUUAUCAAUUUCUGCGCGAUCAGUUUCAGAAGACGCCCAAAAGCUUGAAUCGAACAGUUUUUGUUUUUUAGGAGCCUACAGGAUAAAAAUGAAUGUGCAGGCACAUAUGUCUGGACAAAUCACAGGUCAGCUACCUAAUCAAGCUGGGACUCAGUUGCCUGGUGUACCUCAGCAGAAUGAAAGUCCUUUUUCUAACCAGAUACAAAAUUUAGGGGGUCAUCAUAAUACCAUGUAUGUGGAUCCUCAGUUGGCAAAAGCACGCAGGUUCAUGCAAGAGAAGAUCUAUGAAUGGCUUAUUCAACGGCAGCAACAACCUCAUGAUAGACAACCAAAGCAGUUUCAGGAUUUUGUAAGACGCCUUGAUGAGGUUCUAUUCAGAAAUGCUGCCUCAAAGGGGAGUCUUGUUUUGGAUGAAUAUAUGAACCUGGAGACUCUUGAGACUCGUUUGCAUGUCUUGACCAAACAUUUACUAAUGAGCAAUCGCAACCAACACCAUCCGCAGCUCAUUAAUGCUCCUUCUCCUAUUGCUACAAUGAUACCAACUCCGCGGAUGACUCACAGUGGGAAUUCAAUUGCAUCAGCUGUGGAUGCUUCCAUGGUUGCUUCCAGCGGUGGUAAUGGCAUAGCACCUGGGACUAGCAUUACUGAAGGCUUAUUACCAACUACUACUAAUGGGCUUUCUGUUGGAAUGCCCAGUGGUUCUUUCAAUUCAUCUGAUGGGUCUAUGUCUAAUGGAUAUCAACAGUCGCUUUCUGAGUUUUCUAUAAGUUCCAGUGGAAGCAUGGUGUCUUCAAGCGGCGUACGAGGAAUGCCAAGCCAAAUGAUCCCUACUCCUGGAUUUAAUAGCAACAAUACUCAGUCUUUCAUGAAUCUGGAAUCUUCUAAUGAUACUGGUGCCUUUUCAACCGUUGGAUCUAGUACGAUAUCACAGCCUCUAUCACAAAAGCAGCAUGGUGGUGGUCAAAAUAGCCGGAUCCUGCACAACCUUGGUAGCCACAUAGGUGGUGGCAUUAGGUCUGGUUUGCAGCAGAAAGCUUAUGGAUUUCCAAAUGGUGGCUUAGGUAUUAUGCAGCGCAAUUCACAGUUGAUCAAUGGUCCAGGAAAUUCUGAGGGCUUUCUGGUGGCCUCAUCGAAUGACAAUUCACCAAAACCUUUACCACAACAUUAUGAUCAACAUCAGCGGCCAAUGAUGCAUGGUGAUGGAUAUGGGAUUAGCACUCUUGAUUCUUCUGGGUCGGGAAACGUUUAUGGUUCAGCUAUGAAUAAUCAGAAUUUGAAUCCAGCAAGCUUGCAGUCUCUAUCAAGAGCCAACUCCCCAUUGAUGACUAAUCAGCCGAAUUUGCUCACUACCCAGCAGUCUCAAUCCAUUGAUCAAUCAGGAAAGAUGAACUUCCACCCGUCAAAGUCAGCGACUGACAAUAUCUUACAAUCUCAUCAUGAGCAACAAUUUCAGCAGCAGCCUCUAAGGUUAAAACAACAGCAACUUGUUCAACAUCAGCGACAACAGAAGCAGCAAAUUCAGCAGCACCAGAUACUCUUAAAGAAUGAUUCUUUUGGUCAUUCUCAGCUGACUUCUGAUUUAGGCAGUCAACUAAAGCUUGAGCGUGGAAUGGAGCACCACGAUGAAGCUUUGCUUUCACAAGUUUCAGAAAAAUUCCCGUAUUCAGAGUUUCAGAACCAAUUCCAGCAAAGUUGUGCUGAAGAUCGUUCAGGAUUUGCUCAGUUGCUUUCUCUUCCAUCUGUCUCGCAGGAUAUAUGCUCAUCACCGACUCAAACUUCACAGCAAAUGCAGCAAUUAUUGCAUCCUCACCAGCUGGUUGUUGACUCUCAGAGCGAUUUCAGCUGUAUUUCUGUUGGAGUACAAUCAGAGAGAGUACUGCCUGGUCAAUGGCAUUCGAUGGAGGACAAGUCUCAAAUACCAGGGAAUGUGUCGCAGGGGCACCAUAUUCAGGAAGAAUUCCGUCAGAGAAUUUUUGGGCAAGAUGAGGCGCACCGUAACAAUUUCGCAUCUGAAGGAUCUAUUUGUGAAGUUAUUACUAAGCCACUGGAGCCCCCAACCUCAAGUGGUGCUACCUGUAGAUCCACUAAUUCUAACCGAGAAAGGCAGUUCAAGAAUCAACAAAGGUGGCUAUUGUUUUUGAGGCAUGCUCGUCGGUGUGUGGCCCCACCGGGGAAGUGCCAGGAAGUUAACUGCAUAACUGCUCAGAAACUUUGGAUGCAUAUUAUAGACUGCAAAGUAUCUCAAUGUCCAUAUCCUCGUUGCCACCAUACCAAGAUCUUACUUCAUCAUCAUAAGCAUUGCAAGGACCCAGGUUGCCCUGUUUGUGUUCCUGUCACAAAUUAUCUGCAGACUCAUCUGAAGGCACGUGCAUUUGAUAAUGGAGUUAUUGCAGCUCGAUUAACUUCAAAAAUAAGUCCACCAGUGGUACAAACUUUUGAAGAUUUACAUCCUUCGCUGAAACGAUUAAAGACUGAGCUGCCUUCCCAAUCUCUUGUUCCUGAGACUGAAAGUUCUGCUGUUUCUGUUCUUACCGGCAGUGGACGCCAUGUACUCCAUGAUGCACAACGUGAGGAACACCAAUAUGCUGACACGUGCAUGCAGAUGAAAUCAGAGGUUACAGAAGUCAAGAUGGAAAUUCCUAGAAGCUCUGGGAAUGGAAGUCCUAGCAUUUUUGAUAUGAAGAAGGAUAAUAUGGAUUGUACCUACAGCCAAAAACUUGGUGAACAAAUUAUAUUGGAUGAUUCUGCUGGUUCUGUACAAAAAGAAUGCAUUAAAAGUGAGAAAGAUAUGGACCAAGCUAAACCAGAAAAUGUUGUCCUGCCUGUUGAAAAUGCAGUUGGAACCAAGUCUGGGAAGCCUAAAAUAAAGGGAGUAUCAAUGACUGAGUUGUUUACUCCCGAGCAAGUCAGAGAACAUAUUAGAGGUCUCAGGCAGUGGGUUGGCCAGAGUAAAACCAAAGCAGAAAAAAACCAAGCAAUGGAGCAUUCAAUGAGUGAGAACUCAUGUCAGUUGUGUGCAGUUGAGAAGCUCACAUUUGAGCCGCCACCGAUAUAUUGUUCACCAUGUGGUGCUCGUAUUAAAAGAAAUGCAAUGUAUUAUACCAUAGGAGCUGGUGAUACACGACACUGCUUUUGCAUUCCCUGCUAUAAUGAGGCCCGUGGAGACACUAUCCUAGUUGAUGGAACUACUCUUCCGAAAGCAAGGAUGGAGAAAAAGAAAAAUGACGAGGAGACGGAAGAAUGGUGGGUUCAAUGCGACAAGUGUGAGGCUUGGCAACAUCAAAUCUGUGCAUUAUUUAAUGGUCGAAGGAAUGAUGGUGGGCAAGCUGAAUACACUUGCCCAAACUGCUACUUAGACGAAGUUGAAAGGGGAGAGCGUAAGCCCUUACCUCAGAGUGCUGUUCUUGGAGCAAAAGAUCUGCCUAGAACAAUUCUCAGUGACCACAUAGAAAAUCGAUUAUUUAGGCGGCUGAAGCAGGAAAAACAAGAGAGGGCAAGAGUUCAAGGGAAGAGUUAUGAUGAGGUUCCAGGAGCAGAAGCACUCGUUGUUAGAGUUGUGUCGUCAGUGGACAAAAAGUUGGAAGUUAAGCAGCGAUUUCUUGAGAUUUUUCAAGAGGAGAAUUAUCCGAUAGAGUACCCAUAUAAAUCCAAGGUGGUUUUGUUGUUUCAGAAAAUUGAAGGUGUAGAAGUAUGUCUGUUUGGCAUGUAUGUUCAAGAAUUUGGAUCAGAAUGUCAACAGCCAAAUCAUCGCCGUGUUUAUUUAUCAUACCUGGAUUCUGUUAAGUAUUUCAGGCCUGAGAUUAAAGCAGUGACAGGAGAGGCACUCCGUACAUUUGUUUACCAUGAAAUUCUGAUUGGAUACCUAGAAUAUUGCAAGAAACGAGGUUUCACAAGUUGCUAUAUAUGGGCUUGCCCUCCAUUGAAGGGUGAAGACUAUAUUUUAUAUUGCCACCCAGAAAUUCAGAAAACACCAAAAUCUGAUAAACUGAGAGAAUGGUACUUAUCGAUGUUAAGAAAAGCUGCAAAGGAAAACAUUGUGGUUGACCUCACUAAUCUCUAUGACCACUUCUUUGUUUCUACUGGGGAGUGCAAGGCUAAGGUAACUGCAGCUCGGUUACCUUAUUUUGAUGGGGACUACUGGCCCGGUGCUGCAGAGGAUAUGAUUUACCAGCUUCGUCAAGAAGAUGAUUGCAGGAAACAAUAUAAGAAAGGGACAACCAAAAAGACCAUUACAAAAAGGGCUCUAAAAUUAUCUGGCCAGUCUGAUCUUUCUGGAAAUGCAUCGAAGGAUUGGCUACUUAUGCACAAACUUGGCGAGACAAUUUGCCCAAUGAAGGAAGAUUUUAUCAUGGUUCACUUGCAGCAUGCAUGCACUCAUUGCUGUAUUCUAAUGACGUCAGGAAACCGUUGGGUCUGCAACCAGUGCAAAAAAUUUCAGCUUUGUGACAAGUGUUUCGAAGCUGAACAAAAACUUGAAGAGAGAGAAAGACAUCCUAUCAAUCAGAGGGAAAAACAUUUACUCUAUCAUGUGGAAAUUGAUGAUGUGUCUGAAGAUACCAAGGAUAAAGAUGAGAUCCUUGAGAGCGAAUUCUUUGAUACAAGACAGGCAUUUUUGAGUCUCUGCCAAGGGAAUCACUAUCAGUAUGAUACCCUCCGCCGAGCUAAACAUUCCUCUAUGAUGGUCCUUUACCAUCUUCACAAUCCCACUGCUCCUGCAUUUGUGACAACAUGCACCAUAUGUCAUCUUGAUAUUGAAGCUGGCCAAGGAUGGCGCUGUGAGAUUUGCCCAGAUUAUGAUGUGUGCAAUGCUUGUUAUCAAAAGGACGGAGGAAUUGAUCAUCCUCAUCAGUUGACAAACCAUCCAUCCAUGGCUGAUCGUGAUGCACAAAAUACAGAAGCUAGGGAAAUACGAGUUGUACAGCUUAGAAAAAUGCUCGACCUUCUGGUGCAUGCAUCUCAGUGUCGAUCUCCAAAUUGUCAAUAUCCAAAUUGUCGCAAGGUGAAGGGUCUUUUCCGCCACGGGAUGCAAUGCAAAAUACGUGCUUCUGGAGGUUGUCUUGUCUGUAAGAAAAUGUGGUACCUCCUUCAGCUUCAUGCUCGAGCUUGCAAAGAAUCUCAAUGUAGUGUACCACGUUGCAGAGAUUUGAAAGAACAUGUGAGGAGGUUGCAGCAACAAUCCGAUUCCCGACGAAGGGCAGCAGUGAUGGAGAUGAUGAGGCAACGUGCUGCUGAGGUUGCUGGCAAUGCUGAAUGACUAGGAUGUACAUAUAAUUAUAGAGGUAUUGCAGAAGAGCUUCCAGAGGGAGGUAGACUCCAUUAGGCUGAUAGCAGAAUGAAACUGCAGCAAAUUGGUUCAUGUCACUCGAUAGUGCAUAAGUGUUUAAUUCAUGUCUUGUUGAUAUACUCUCCCCAAGGAAGACGAUGAAGUUUGUUGAUCUGUGCUGCAUCAUCUUCUACGACUGCUAACCAUAUAUUUCGGAGUGAGAGUACUGAAGCAUGCCUUCGUCGGUUGCUAAUCUUGUGAUUCUUUGAUUUUAGCCUCUUGUAAGUUGUAUCCGUCCAGUGCCAAUGUGCCAUAACUGGCGGUGACUGUACUAUUGUUGCCCUAAUUGUCUAGUUGUCCCGUUUUCCCUUUUGUUUAUAUUCUGUUGCCCAACCACCCCCUCCCCAGAAUACACUUUGUAGAUUCUGUUUAUUUAAAGACGGGGAAUAAAGUAUGAUUGUAAAA